CUCAACUCACCCAACUCAACUCUCCCUCCCUCCACACUUGAGAUCCUCCUGUCGGUGACCCGGUUGUUUGCUUGAUUGCCGUCCUCUUGGCCUCAAUUCUAUCAGUGCAGUCGGACGCUAUGAUCUGCUUCCAGUGCCGGGCCGUGCCCGCCACUCUCCGGUCCUCCAUGACCGCGGCCACCAGAAUCCCCAUCUCCGCACCCGCCGCCGCCGCUGCCCGCGCAUCAACAGCAAGAACCACCACCACCACCACCACCACUACCACCACCACCUCAAUCCGCACCCUCAUCACCUCCUCCUCCGCUUUCUCUCCCCUUCGCGCACAGCUCUCCCACCAACAACGAACCCCCUCCACCGCCAUCCUCUCAUCGACCUCCGCCUUCUUCCCCUCCACAUCUCCCACCACAGCCUCUCUGCAACAAUCCCGAUCCUUCUCCGCCAGCGCCUGCCUGCUCGGAAAGCGGUCAACCUACAACCCCUCGCGACGGGUGCAGAAGCGGCGCCACGGGUUCCUGUCCCGGGUCAAGACCCGGACUGGACGGAAGAUCAUUCAGCGGAGAAAGGCCCGCGGCCGGAAGAACUUGAGUUGGUAGAUUCUGCGGUUUCUCUGUCGCUUAAGUACCUCUACCCUACCUUGAGGGUCUACCCUACCCUAAGGGAGACGGCGGGGCUUGGUUGAUUCCGUCUCAAGUGACCGUUCUGCACCAAUGGGCUGUGUAUCUCGCUGAAAGCUUCGGGGGAGGGGGGUUAUCCGUUCUUCUGUUUUAUCUUUUUUGUUGUGCUCGGUGUGCUGCAUAUUUCUUUGAAGGUUACUCGCAUUGGAUUUCUCUGGGGCUCUUGUUACUAGAGGGUAUAUGGGGUCUUCGAUGAGAUACAUGGGUUGGACCGGAGCUGGAAGAUCUCAGUUGGGCAUGCGGUUUCGUGCUUCAUAUCUUAAACAGGAGUAUGUUAACUGCGGUGCUCAGCUGUGGUCAGGUGAGGGCAUGGGUUGUGUCGGUGGGUGGCUGAUGAUCCAGAUUGAGAUAUGAUGGUUGUAUUCUACCACCUUGUUUCUUUUAUAUUUCCUAUUUUGUACCAUAUAC
Messenger RNA from Aspergillus fijiensis CBS 313.89, 1082 nucleotides. Its product is annotated as mitochondrial 54S ribosomal protein bL34m. The transcript is spliced from 2 exons. Gene Ontology annotation, biological process: translation. NCBI's taxonomy places the organism in Eukaryota, Fungi, Ascomycota, Eurotiomycetes, Eurotiales, Aspergillaceae. The record is from RefSeq and is a predicted model, not a curated record. Gene Ontology annotation, cellular component: ribosome; mitochondrial large ribosomal subunit. Gene Ontology annotation, molecular function: structural constituent of ribosome. The coding region runs from base 120 to 593 and encodes 157 amino acids.